This is a messenger RNA of Phascolarctos cinereus (koala), 2983 nucleotides long. RefSeq names its product Sep (O-phosphoserine) tRNA:Sec (selenocysteine) tRNA synthase (gene SEPSECS). The record is from RefSeq and is a predicted model, not a curated record. Gene Ontology annotation, biological process: conversion of seryl-tRNAsec to selenocys-tRNAsec; selenocysteine incorporation. Gene Ontology annotation, molecular function: O-phosphoseryl-tRNA(Sec) selenium transferase activity; tRNA binding. Lineage: Eukaryota; Metazoa; Chordata; Mammalia; Diprotodontia; Phascolarctidae.
ACCGCCUGCCUGUCGUCGGGCGCUGACUCACAGUCGACGCUAGCUCGCUUACUAGCUGGACGCUGCUCGGUCUGCGAGUCGUUUGCCUCACGCGCGACUGUGGUCGUGGGCGCCAUGAAUUGCGAGAACUUCGCGGCGGGCGAGCGGUUGGUGUCUCCGGCCUACGUGCGGCUGGGCUGUGAGGCCCGCCGCUCCCACGAGCACCUCAUACAGCAUCUGCUGGAGAAGGGUAAAUGUCCUGAAGAUGGUUGGGAUGAAAGUACCAUUGAGCUGUUUCUCCAUGAACUUGCCAUUAUGGAUAGUAACAAUUUCCUGGGCAGCUGUGGUGUGGGAGAAAGGGAAGGUAGAGUAGCAUCUGGGUUAGUUGCCCGUCGACAUUACAGGUUCAUUCAUGGAAUUGGAAGAUCAGGUGAUGUUGCUGCUGAGCAACCCAAAGCUGCAGGUUCUAGCCUUUUGAACAAAAUAGCCAAUUUAUUAGUUCUGGACAUCGUAAGGCUGGCUGGUGUCCGUUCAGUGGCUGACUGCUUUGUUGUUCCAGUGGCGACUGGUAUGAGUCUAACCCUGUGUUUCUUGACACUACGACAUAAGAGACCAAAGGCAAAAUAUAUUAUUUGGCCACGGAUAGAUCAAAAAUCCAGCUUUAAAUCCAUGAUCACUGCAGGUUUUGAGCCUGUGGUAGUAGAGAAUGUAUUAGAAGGUGAUGAGAUACGCACAGACCUGAAGGAAGUAGAAGCUAAAAUCAAGGAGCUUGGGGCUGAUAACAUUCUAUGUGUUCAUUCUACUACAUCCUGUUUUGCUCCAAGGGUGCCUGAUAGAUUAGAAGAACUGGCUGUGAUAUGUGCUAAUUAUGAUAUUCCACAUAUAGUCAACAAUGCCUAUGGAGUACAAUCUUCAAAGUGUAUGCAUCUCAUACAACAGGGUGCUCGAGUAGGUAGAAUAGAUGCCUUCGUUCAGAGCUUGGACAAAAAUUUUAUGGUUCCAGUAGGUGGUGCUAUCAUUGCUGGCUUCGGUGGUUCCUUCAUUCAAGAAAUCAGCAAGAUGUAUCCAGGAAGAGCCUCAAUUUCCCCAGCUUUAGAUAUUGUCAUUACCUUACUAUCACUGGGAUCGAAUGGCUAUAAGAAGCUUUUAAAAGACAGAAAGGAAAUAUUUUUAUAUUUAUCCACUGAACUAAAAAAGCUAUCAGAACUCCACAAUGAAAGACUGUUGGAUACAUCUCAUAAUCCUAUAUCUCUAGCUAUGUCCCUUAAAACAUUGGAUGAGAAUUCUGACAAAACUGUCACACAGCUUGGAUCUAUGCUUUUUACUAGACAAGUGUCUGGAGCCAGGGUUGUGCCUCAGGGGAUUCUGCAAACUAUGAGUGGCUACACUUUCAAAGGCUUUUCUUCUCAUGCAAGUAACUAUCCUUGUGCUUAUCUCAAUGCCUCAUCAGCAAUUGGAAUGAAAAAACAAGAUGUAGAAUUGUUCAUAAAAAGGCUUGAUAAGUGCUUGAAGUCAGUGAGAAAAGAAAAAAGCAAAGAGAAUGGUGGUGACAGUGCAGUUGAUAAUUGUAACAUCACUGAAGAUGUGAAUAUUCAAGAAAUGGCCUUAAAUCUGGAUAAUGCAGUUGUUCUCGAUGAAUGCAAAGAAGUUUAUUCCUGACAUAUGCAGUCUUUCUGUUUAUGGUUUGAAAUAAGUUUUUGAAGAUAACUACAAUGAAUAAUAAUUUGUAAUUUUUUUUAUAUUAAUAAUUCAUUUGAAAAUGUGUAGUUAAUGUGCCUGAACAGAGAGUGAAUUGAGUGUUAGCAAAUAUUAUUAUCUUUUGAAUCUUGGGCUGUUUCAUAAUUAUGCCUCAAUCUUUAUAAUCUUCCACAGAAUAAAAUAUACUUAACAUUUUUCUAACUGAAAAGUAGUCAGCUAUGCACUUUUAUUCAAGUAGUCCUUACUAAUAUAAGGAUAGUAAAAUUGCAUAUAAUUCUCUGAAAUAUUUGAACUGCUUUUUUUUCCUGACUGCCCCCUCAUUUACACGUUAUAUAUGUUCUAAGUUAUGUCCUGUUGUAUAGUUCAUAUGUUUGUUGAUAAAUAACCAUAUCCUAAGGAAGGUUGAUUAAAAACAUGCUUAUUAGUUUGUUUUUAUUAAAAUAAAGAGCUUUUCAAGAAAUGGUGAAUUUUUCAAAUUUUCUAUGGUGACUUUAGUUAUCUAGUUUUAUUUUUUAAUGAAAUACUUCUUUAUGGGUUCACGAUGUGAUGGAGUGACCAGAGCACUGAAAAGUGGGAGGCCUGGAUUUUCAUCUCAUGUUUGUCAUUGUGUGAUUAUGUAAGCCUGAGCAAGUCAAUUAACUGCUGGGAUUCAGGUUUCUUAUCUGUAAAAUUAAGGGAUUGAUAUUUAAGAUCCUUUUCUGCCAAAAUUCUCUGAUCCCAGAUUCUUUGAACAAAUACCUUGUAUUUUGGCAUAUGAGAAGUAUAAGUGAUGGUCAACUUCAGUAGUUCCAAAAAUACAUUUUUAUUAAAGAAAAUUUUAAAAUGUACCUACACUUGUUUUUCUUUAAGCUCAUAAUAAUAUUUGAUCUUUUGAAUCUAUCUGCUGUAAGGCACCAUGCUUACAUAAUCUUUUGUGGGGCAGCCAACACUAGGAUUGAUUAACUCAAGCAUAUUUGGAUGUAUGCAUCUGCUAGGGUAGAAAAUGAAACAGUGUGAAAAUAGUUGCUUCUCAUGAAGUAAAAUUCUUUAACUUAAUAACUGUGGUAUAUAUAAGGUAUUUGGCUUAUGUUCCACAUAGAUCAAAAUGCCAGAAAAACUCCCAAUUGAGAUUUGACUAUACCUUUGAUUUCAUGAUUGCAUCUUUUUUGAUUGAUUUUAAAAAUGAGAGAAUUUCCUGGUACUUGAGCUUACAUAAAGCAUUAGUUAAACUUUCAGACUAUUGUCCAACAUCAGCUACAACUUAUACAAGUUCCAGUAAAUGUAAAAGGAAUACUUUAUAAACAAAUAUAAUAAUGUUUUAAAAAUC